AUGAUAAAGAAGAAGGGAGGAAGGGGCAUUUGGCGUGAAAAAUUAGCCAAAACAUUCCUACACGAAAAAACCGUUAUUAUUUCAUUUGUUUUUUUAAUAUUCGUUUUGACAUUCGAUCAUGAAUUUCGAAUACUUCCCAUUUCUAAUCACUGCAUCAUAUUGACAACGAUAAUAAUUGUCGUUUUAACAACAUGCGCUUGCUGUCACGGUAUCAAAUGGGCAAUAACAUCGGAAAAACCAUUCGAAAUAUCAGAUAAGCAGACGAAAAUCAAACGAUGCAUAUAUGAGUGGGAAAAAAAAUGGCUGACUAAAAUAAUACAUGGUUUUUGCGAUUCGUGCCAAAGUCUAGAGUACUUGACUAAUUUCAACGAACAAAUAAGACUGCUGGUGAAAGACAUUGAAAAAAAUUUCAUAAAAACAUGGUAUUCGGAACUGAGUCAAAAUCCAUCGUUUUUAUUCGACACUCAUCUCAUGCUAGAAGAAAUCGUAUUUAAAAUAAUAAAAAAAUUGAAAAAAAUCAAUUGUAAAAAUUUCCUGGCAUCCAUUUUACUUCUGUAUUUGCACCACUUGCAAGAAUAUAGGAGGUCUAUGAAAAAAUUAUCCAAAUUGAAAUGGGAAAGGGAUUCGAAACGUGAAAACAUUGAUUUAUCAGACGUUUGGAAAUAUUUACAUCCGUGCAGUCAAUCUGAUCAAAUGUUAAAUUAUCAUUUGGAAAAAUUAAUUAAAGUCAUAUUGAAAGAAUUUUCACCCAAUGAAUUUUCACAUUCUCUACAGUGUAAAAUAAUCAGCGGUAUAAUUGCUAAAAAAGUCAUGAGAAAAUUUAUGACAACCAUAGAAGAUCCCAUUUGGUUAAAUUUAAAAUUGAUUUGUUUACUAAAUGAAGAAAAAUAUGAUGGGAUUCUCCAGGGUGGGAUUUACGUUGUAAAUGAAAAAAUAUUAACGAAUGAUGAUAACGAAUCGAAUUUCGAUAAUGAUAAACCCCUACAACUACUGUUGAGAAAAAGAUAUUUUUCAUCGAAUUUAUUUGAAAAUAAAAAUUAUUUUUUCGAUACGAAAAAUGAGAAAAACGAUGGAAAGAUGGCGACGAUGAGUGAAGAUAUAAUACCGACUGAUAAAACUACUGAAAAAAAAACAUUGACGUUGCAAUUGCACAAAGAUAAAGAUGGCGGCGGUGGCGGUGGUGGUGGGGGGAACGACAAAAACGAUACCAAAGAAAAUAUUUCGACGGUUUUAAGCGGUUUGAUAACAUCCACGGCAGGCCCUCUUUUACCCGAUAAUGUUUCAUUUCAUUAUCAUGCGUUAAAUAAAAUGUGGCAAAGUCCCGUAACGGAAGUCAAAGAUAUAUCGGAAUCGAUAACGAAUUCGUUAAAAAAAGUUUUUCUCAAUGGCGUCAAAGAGAAGAGAGGUUUGACGAGAAGUAAAUCGACGGAUUCGAUUAUGUCAAUAUCGAGCGAAUCGAAUUUAAAAAUUCGAGAUAUAUCCGUUGGAGAAGAAUUAUGCGAAAGUACUACGUUGGGAUCGAGCGUGGAAGAAGAAGAAGAGGGUUUGUCACCGAAAGAAAAAAAAUUAACGAGAACGGAAUCGUCAAACGAAAAUAUGAUGAUGAUGAUGAUGAUGACGACCGGCGAUGAUGAUGAAAUGAAUGGCGAUGAAAUUAAACCGGAAGAAACGGAAUCGAAUAAUAAUUUAGAAGAAAUAAAAGAUGUCUCACCCGUGUACGAAGAACCGGAAGAUUUUGCCACGACUAUUGCCAAACUUCGAUCCCUUCUUCAGCAACGUGAAUCCAGUUCGACAUUAUCUGGAAAAAGUAACGCAUCCAUUGAUUCACAAUCGGGAGCGGAAAAAUGUCAUUCUGGUAACGUAUCCCAAUCUAUGGAAGGGGAUUCAUUUGAUUCUCAAACGACAGCUUGUGACAUUCCAACGGAUGGUCGACUUUUUAUAAAUAUUUGCAUACCUAAAGCGGAAUUAGUGACCGAUUAUAAAUCCCCCCACGUCGUUUACACCGUACAGUACGAUGGGAUUUACAUGGUUAAACAAGAACAAAAUCCCAACGCGGAACCCGAAUUCGUACUUCAAACGACGAUAAUUAAAAAAAAAUUUAUGGAUUUCCUUCAUUUGCAAACGAAAUUGGAAGAAAAUUCAAAUUUCAGGUCGAUCAUGAAAGGACCAUCGAAAUGGUUGAAUUUGUAUUCGAGUGGUAAAAGCGAAGAGGCGAGCAGGAAAGGAAUGUUGGAAACUUUUCUACGUCAGAUAUGUUCGAACGUUGAAAUAUCAAAUUCACCGGAAGUACACGAAUUUUUAGCCUACGGACAAAUUGAUAAUAAUAAUCCUUUGAUAAAAAAAUGUUCGGAACCUUCGGUUCAGAGAAUCGAUAAAUUAUUGGCGAAUAAAGUGACGGGAGUUUUCAAUUCGAUAAAAACCGUUUUACCAUCAUUCGAUUUUGAUUCUCCAGCGUUUGUCGCGACAGGGAACGAGGCGUCGACGAAAACGUCACAGGAUCAAAAAAUCCUUCAGGGUUUUCUAAAUUUCGGUAACAAAUCGGAAUCAUUCGAAUUGUUAUUGAAUUUCGUACCGAAAGAACCGACGGGUGAAUCGUUAACGGAUGACAUAAGGCAUCAUUUGAACAGGACAAACGAUUGCAUAGAAAAAGCAGUAGACGUAUUGGAUUCGAACGAUUGGAUGUCGGAUCAACGGGAAUGUAGAUUUAUUUUUCCGGAUGAUGGAACGUGCGUUUGGAAUAAUUACAAAGAAUCGAUACAAGAUGACGAACUCGAAUCGUUGGAUUCGCACAUGCCGAUAUUAAGUUUACUCAUCGAUAUAUUGACUGAAUUACUUUACGAUUCCGAUAGUUGGAUAGUCAAAGAUCCGGUCAUUCGAUUAUUAAAAGUUAUUUCCGGUCAUUGGGAACGAGAAAUCGAAAAAGAACUCGUACAAUUGGAUUGGGAUAAAAUAUUGGGAAAUUUGAUAAGGUUGUUUCGACUGUCGGUAUUUCAAUGUUCGUCAAAGGAAACGAUUCAGGUCGAUUUGAACGAUAGCAAAAUGAUUUUGGAAGAUGAAAUUCGUAAAUUUUUACCACGUAAGAAACAAAGGAACGAGCGUUUGUGUCGAGAAAAAAAAGCAGAAGACUAA
Molecule: messenger RNA, 3129 nt
Organism: Pediculus humanus corporis (human body louse)
Lineage: Eukaryota; Metazoa; Arthropoda; Insecta; Psocodea; Pediculidae
Exons: 7
Coding region: 1-3129 (1042 amino acids)
Cellular component (GO): intracellular membrane-bounded organelle
Molecular function (GO): phosphatidylinositol binding
Source: RefSeq, a predicted model, not a curated record